AGAGGCAUGUGUCAUCUCUCUGUCAUUCAGUGGUACAGGAGCACAGCGACAAGUCAAAUAACAGGAUGCGCAUCCUUCUGGCCCUUCUAUAUGUUUAUCUUGUGGCAGCUCCUGGUUGCACAAGUCCUCCCAGAAAGGGAGACUCCAUGAGAAAUACCAUCCACAACAUAAUGAAUAUCGCUCAGAUAACUCUGGUCCACAUUAAGAAACUAAGGACAAAGUUGCCAGUAUCCCCACAGAUAGAAGUCACCAGUCCUUCCAUUGACGGACUUAUCAGUAUCAGCCAUGACCUUGGACUUUUGGACAAUGAACUACAGAGCACAGAUCUCCUCAGCCAGAUCCAUGCUGAUGUCUCCAGCUUGGAGGGAAGUGUGCGCUCCCUCGCUCUGACAAUGGACUGUACCAUCCAGGCCAGACCCAGUGAAGAGACCGGGGACAGUUUGUUCCCAGACAGUCACCUUUACCUGACUCUGAUCAAGGUGCAGCGCUAUCUGGAGAAAUUGCUUCUCAACAAGGACAAACUCAAGGUCUGUUAAGAAAUCCACUCUUGUAUCAUAUAUAUGUCAAGUCUUGCCAUAAUGCAAAUAUAAAGAAGAUUAUUUGCACAAAUAGCUCGGUGUAGGCAACAGUGUAAUUUGUCUUUGCACAUACUAUUUUUCUAUAGUAGCAUAAUAACUGGACUUCUGUCACAUAUUGAUGAAAAGUAUGUGAAUAACAUUUUCAGCCGAAUUCUCAAUACUCAAGCAAUAAUACUUUUCCUUUGGUUGCAAAAAGGUUUACAUGUAAUGCAGGUAGCUUUUCAAGUGUGUACUCUUUUUUAUCUCUCAAAUUUUUUGAAAAAAAGUUUUUAUAGAAGUUUAAAAAAUAUUUGAACUGUAGAUGUAUUUUAUAUAAUCUGUAGAUUUAUUUAUGUUAUUUGGGUAUGGGAACAGAUGUUUCUUCCAGUAUGUUUUACAAUUUGAAAGAUGUUUUGUAUGUUGGUGUGGGUAUUCAAUUCAAUUAUAUGCAAGCUUUUUUUCAAGGAAAAGUAUGGAAUCUAUUUGAUGAAUGUGUUAUGUUAAUGGUAUUUGAUUUGAAGUUUACUGUUUAUCGCAGAAACAUUAAGCUUACAACUGAAAGCAACAGAGUGUGAGACUUUUUUUUAGCUGAAAUGUCAUUUGUUAUAUUAAACUCUGCAAUAAAGAUUUUAGUCAGUAUUUUCUGCCUGUAGAUUUGACUUUAUUUGUGUGUUAUUGUGGAAACAAUUCUAAUGUUUUUAAAUUCUGGUCAACUUUCUGUUCGAUUAAAUUUCACUG
Messenger RNA from Seriola dumerili (greater amberjack), 1295 nucleotides. It is a transcript of the gene lepb, whose product is annotated as leptin-B-like. Bases 66 to 536 code for a protein of 156 amino acids. NCBI's taxonomy places the organism in Eukaryota, Metazoa, Chordata, Actinopteri, Carangiformes, Carangidae. The transcript has 3 exons. The record is from RefSeq and is a predicted model, not a curated record.